Messenger RNA from Cyanistes caeruleus (blue tit), 893 nucleotides. Lineage: Eukaryota; Metazoa; Chordata; Aves; Passeriformes; Paridae. The record is from RefSeq and is a predicted model, not a curated record.
AGCAAUACUCUAUGCCACUGAAACAACCAGAGAAGAGCCUACUUCCUUCCCAGAUUCUGGGUCUAAGUGACCUUUCAAGAGCUCCCCAUGAAAUGCCACUGUCUGGGUGCCAUGGGAAGUGGAUCAAAGAGACUUCAGCCUACAUGAGGCUGGCAAAGCAAGGAGGCCUACCUGAUGAGCAUCUGUGUGGCUUCUUUGGUUUUCCUUUGUUUUCUUUGGCUUUGCUUGAGUGCGGUAUAAAGUGCUUAAAAGUACUGGCUUUUGUUUUUUUUUCUCCUGACGUACUGAAGCACUACAUUCCUGUGGUAAUGAAGUCCCCUCCAGCCGAAUAUGCUGCACCUGACUGGUACUCACACUGUACUAAUCCCACAGGGAUUGAGAAACCACAGAGCUGUGUUUGCUCUCUACCAGAUUAUAUAGCUCAAGAGUUUAUGGCUGAUGACCAUCACAGUAACAGUUAUGAGACAAGAAGUGGGCCUUUUGAUUUUGGUACAAAAAGUGUUUGGCAGUGGGAAGCUGGGGUCAAAGAAAAUGCAGAGAAAAAGAAGGUAGAUUUCUCUAGCACAGGUAAGUUCUCACCUAUAAACUCUAAAUAUCCAAGCAGAAUGCCAACUGUUUCUACAAAUAAGGAAUUUACUGGAACAAAUAAGCUUUCCUUCCCACCCAGGCCUGCUCAGAGAAAAAGUGAAAUUGUAAAUUUUAGCAAAUUGAUGAGUAAUGGUUAUGGUGACUGGUUUCAGCAGUGUACUGGAUGAAAAAAGACUGAAGAAAUGUCAGAAAAUAGUGAGCACUCUGAAGGUAACAUUAUUGAAAGCUGCUUCUUCUAAAAUAAGCUGGACUCUCAAGGUAACAGCAGAGGGCAGCCUCAGUAUUUGUGCAGCUCUCUGAAUAAG